Molecule: messenger RNA, 1181 nt
Organism: Cicer arietinum (chickpea)
Lineage: Eukaryota; Viridiplantae; Streptophyta; Magnoliopsida; Fabales; Fabaceae
Source: RefSeq, a predicted model, not a curated record
GUGUUAGUGAUGGCGUUACUAAUUCCUUUUCCUUCUUCUCAACAAAUGGCUAAUCAAUUUCCUCCAACCUCCUUAAUUCACGUUUUUGUCUUUCUCUGCACCUAUUCCGCCUUCUUUUCUUCUUUUUUCCCAAAUUUCUUUUCAUACUCACUUACCCUCUUUUCUCUCUUUUUCUUCAUAUUAUGGCCAUCACUACUAGGAGAAAACAACAUGUUCCUCAACCUCAACAUCAUUCCAGUAAUUACAAACCACCUUUCAUUGUAUUAUUUUUGGUUCACAGGUAUUUGGCAGCCAACUGUGCCAAGAUGGGAGAAGAUGUUUUGCUCUUCGGUUGGCUCAGUUCCAUGGGAAAAGCUGGUAGAAACCAAGAAGUAUAUGUAUCUGUACGACAACGUCGUUAAUUGGAAUGAUUCGGCUAGUGAAGAAGCCUUCGACAAUGCAAAAAGUAGGUUUUGGUCCGAAAUCAAUGGGCUUCCUUGUGACAUACCGUUGCCUGAUCCUGACAUUUACAUUGACGAUAUCGAUUGGAGUUCAACUAUUGACCCUGAGCUUAUUCUAGACUUGGAAAGAGACGCAAUAGUCCCUAGUGACAAAGAAAAUGAUGCAGAGGUUGUGAUCCUCGGCGACGCUCUACUUGUGAAUCAGUCAUUUUUCUGCAUUGGAUGGGGGGACUUUGAAAAAGACGCGCCAAAACAAGCUGAAUUGGUUUCAGGUGCCCAAGUUAACGUCAAUGAAAAUAACAGUGCGACCCCUGCCGAACAAAAUUACGCUUCUUAUUGUGCUGCUAAAGAAUAUGAAAGGCAAAAUGAUAGGAAUGAUAGUCGGGGAUGGAAUCAGAGGCCGCACCGUCGUAGAGGAGCUGGUCGGAAUAGGAGAAGAAGAAAGGAAGAAAACAUGGCACAUGAUAAAUGAAGGCCAGAAGCAAAGGAUCCAAGAACAUGGAUUACAAGGAUUGUUAUGAAACUUGAAGGGGUUCAAAUUUCUGAAAAGAGAACUGUCAUUAUAGAUAUAAAAACUUAAAAAAAUGAGGGGUCAGUAGAGUCAUGUUUAUUGGCUGUUUAUAUAUUAUUAUUUGAGAUUUAUAUUUAUGUCUGUAGAUAAAAUGUUCAAUGACAUGUUUCAAUGUAGUGAAUCUUCCCUUCAUGUCUUGUUAAUGAUUUGUGAUCUUUUUCUUUAUUCAA